GUUCAGUUAUUGUUUGUUGUGUGUAUUACAAGGGUUUCUGAUGGAGGUUACGAACGAGUUAAUCAGCGACCUUGUACGUGUUCUACUUGGGGGUAAAGAUGACGACAGGGUUUGGAGUUUCACGGCGGUGAAGGACAGAGUUGGCAAAUGCAUACGGUUUAGAGAAGGCGAUGGAGUUGAAGCAACAAAGACAAAAGUCAUUGGUGAACUAAACAUAGAUCGAACGAGUGAAAAGGUGGAGCUAACGUAUGAGAUGCCAGAGUGGAUGGACAUAGACGGAUCAGUUAAACCCGUUCCAAUCCACAUCGUAAUUGACGACAACAUGGGCCUAUUCCUUGCAAUGCGGGUGGAUAUCCAUGAAAUGAAUCUCUAUGUCGUCCCCAUGCCGCUUAACAUGACACUUGAGAUUGACGGGUUCAAGGUAGUGCCUAUCAUGGACGAGUUCUCCUUUGCCGAGGUAAUGAGCAAGGCAGAGAUCGAAAGAGAAAAGAAGCGGCGAGAGGACAAGGAGGCAGUAGACAACAUCAUAUGCACGCAACUUCCACCAGAACAUGUAGCGGACAACGAAAAUGGUUUACUUGGCUGGGUAGGGCAUUCAUACACAUAUGGGGGAUUUGUGAUGCUGUCAGCAGCAUUGAGAAACAACAAAGUUGUAUCCCAAUCGGGACGGGAAAUGAACCCGGAUGGUAGAUCCUCUGCAGAUAAUAACAAUAACUGGGUUACUCGAUUGACGAGAUAUCUAUUCACUAAGUUCGAGAAAGCUGGAAACUCAAGCGAGGAAAGAGGAAGCCAGGCUGAUACACAAAUUCAUGCAACAGGUCUAGGAGAUGUGUCACCGCCUAGAGGUGGGGAUGAACUGUUUGAUGGGCGGGUGUUCAAGAAUAAAGACGACUGUAAAGUCAAGAUCGUCGUACAUGCAAUCAACAGGAAGUUUAGCUUUCGUAGCAACUGCACGACAAAUGACGUGGUCAUUGUUUGGUGCAUCUCUGAUGCUUGCUACUGGAGAAUCUACUAUGUACGGUUAGAAGACACGGAAUACUUCAAAAUCUAGACAAAGAGGGACUGCAACAAGCCGGCUGAUAUUUUAGCAAAGCAGAACAUUCCUAAUAACGCCUCUUUUCAAUCUUACUUCUUUGCUCCUAUUUCUAUUGUACAAGCAUUACAUUGUGAUCACAUUCGUCGUUUCGACAAUUAAAUAAAGAUGAUGUUACAAA
This is a messenger RNA of Arabidopsis arenosa, 1214 nucleotides long. The record is from the annotation of a GenBank genome assembly. NCBI's taxonomy places the organism in Eukaryota, Viridiplantae, Streptophyta, Magnoliopsida, Brassicales, Brassicaceae.